Molecule: messenger RNA, 1062 nt
Organism: Puntigrus tetrazona (Sumatra barb)
Lineage: Eukaryota; Metazoa; Chordata; Actinopteri; Cypriniformes; Cyprinidae
Exons: 8
Coding region: 1-1062 (353 amino acids)
Source: RefSeq, a predicted model, not a curated record
AUGGUGAACGUAGCAACAUUGGGCACGGCCAAUCAGUCGACGUUAGCCUACAACUGGUAUGCCACAAACGCUCUGGAUGGGUUGAACUCCACCUGUACUCAUACAGAGUUACAGAGUGACCCGUGGUGGAGUCUGGACCUGAUGAAGACCUACAGCGUGAACAGAGUGACCCUCACUAACAGACCGCUCUGCUGUGGAGACAGGUUAAACGGGGCAGAGAUUCGGAUCGGAAACAAUUCUUUAGAUCUUUUCAGCAACCCAGUAUGUGCUACAGUUUCUUCUAUUCCAGACGGAGCUACUUCCAGCUACUCGUGUGAUGGGAUGGAGGGACGCUAUGUUACUGUGAAUAUUCCUGGAGAUUCAAAGAUUCUUACUCUCUGUGAAGUGGGAGUUUAUGCGAUUUUUCCAGAUUAUUUGACGGGAAGAAAUGUCACACAGUCAUCCACGUAUGGCCUCUGGUACGCUAAACAAGCCAUUGACUUUAAUCCUGGUUUCAGAAAGUCGUGGUCAUCAUGUUCCUCAACCGAUAUUCAGACUGACCCAUGGUGGAGGCUUGAUCUGGGCUCUGCGCACAGAGUUAAUAGAGUCGUCGUCACAAACAGACUAGACUGCUGUCCAGAACGAAUAAACGGAACUGAGAUUCACAUCGGAAACUCUUUGGAGAACAACGGCAACAACAAUCCCAUAUGUGCUGUGAUUUCUAGUAUUCCAGCUGGCGCUUCCUCCACCUUCACAUGUAACCGUAUGGAGGGUCAAUACGUCAAUCUGUUCAUUCCUGGAGAUUCAAAGAUUCUUACUCUUUGUGAGGUGGAGGUCUAUGGAGGUCUUUCUUAUAAGAAGACCUUUGUGAAGAUGAAACUGAAGUCCAGUUCUAGUCUGUCUGACCCUGAGAUGAGAGUCCAGCUCCUGUCCCAGCUUCGGUCUGCUCUGGCGAAACAAGGGGUUUCUGGCGUGACGCUGCAGUGGACUCAACCGCCAGCCGCUGAGCGAGAGGUGAUGUGGAAAGAAGAUGCAUCAGCUCAGUGUGCCGGAGGAGAGGAAUGUUGUCCGAAUCAUCUUUGA